Molecule: messenger RNA, 1563 nt
Organism: Fibroporia radiculosa
Lineage: Eukaryota; Fungi; Basidiomycota; Agaricomycetes; Polyporales; Fibroporiaceae
Exons: 15
Coding region: 1-1563 (520 amino acids)
Biological process (GO): transmembrane transport
Cellular component (GO): membrane
Molecular function (GO): transmembrane transporter activity
Source: RefSeq, a predicted model, not a curated record
AUGAACUCUGAACGAGAGUCGAUCACGAAGGAGUCCCUCGAGGACGAGAAGGGAGUGACUACCCAUGUCGCCCUCGUCAAUGAUGAAGUCGACACGGGCGCACAGCUCGUUGCUGGGACAGCGAUGGCGGUGGAUCCGGCUGAAGCAUUGAGGAUAAGGAGGAAGAUAGACUGGCACAUUAUGCCACUUAUGUGUGUCCUCUAUUGGAUACAAUUUAUGGACAAGGUCACUCUCGGAAGCGCUGCUAUCCUUGGUAUAAAGACUGCGACGCACCUUACGACAAAUCAAUAUAAUUGGCUGGGAACAAUUUUCUAUCUGAGUUAUCUCGUCUUUGAGUAUCCCCAGAACCUCGCACUGCAACGUUUGCCCGUCGGAAAGUGGAUGAGUGCUAACAUCUUUGUUUGGGGUGUCGCGCUAUGCUGCCACGCGGCGUGCAAGAACUUCGCGGGGCUUUUCGUCUGCCGACUAGUUCUGGGAAUGUGCGAGGGCUCGAUCACCGCCGGCUUCAUGAUCGUCACGUCUAUGUUUUAUACACGUGUGGAACAAACACUUCGAGUCGGCUAUUGGUUCUUGAUGAAUGGAACAGCCCAGAUUAUAAUUGGUUUCAUCAGUUUUGGAGUCUUGCACGCGAGCACUUCUAGCUUCCAGCCUUGGCAAUGGCUUGUAAUCAUAACGGGCUUGUUGACUUUAAUCACCGCUGUUGCAUUCUGGUGCAUGUUCCCAGACUCGCCCACGAACGCGUGGUUCCUUACGCAAGAAGAACGAGUGACUGCAGUGCAGCGUAUUAGUACAAAUCAAACCGGUGUCGAGAACAAACAUUUCAAAAAGGACCAGUUCUACGAGGCGCUCCGCGACCCCAAGACAUGGCUCUUCGCGCUGUUUUCUGCGCUGGACAAUGUCCCAAACUCCCUUACGAACCAGCAGCAGAUCAUCAUGUCCUCGUUCGGCUUCUCGGACCUGCAGACGACCCUGCUGGGCAUCGUUAGUGGGUUCGUGGAGAUAGCGACGAUCUUCACGGGCGUGCACAUUGCCGCGCGAUUGAAGAACGCGCGUGCGUGGGUCGGGUUUUUCUAUUUCAUUCCGACGCUGCUUGGUAUCCUGCUCGUGAACCUACUCCCCUGGAGCGACAGGAUAGGCCUUCUAUUUGGCCAGUGGAUGACAGGGAUCAGUACGACAGCUUUCGUGCUCGCACUGUCGUGGUUGACAAACGUCACCGCGGGGCACACGAAGAAAGUCACUGUGAACGCGAUUAUGCUGAUCGCCUACUGUGUCGGUAACGCCGCCGGACCCUUCAUGUGGCAGGCGCAAUACGUGCCUCGAAACCACGUUCCGUGGACCAUUAUCGGCAUCUGUUAUGUUUGCUGCAUGAUUCUGUUCCUUAUUAUCAGGCUCCUACUCGCGCGCGAGAACAAGCGCAGGGACGCGGAGCCGCCUGACACAACUUACGACGAUGUCUACAUCGAGGUUGUCCUUCCAGAUGGCAAGCGCGUUGAGCGUAAAGUAGAGAAGGCAUAUCUAGAUUUAACGGACAUUCAAAACAGGGAUUUCCGCUACGUGUUGUGA